Molecule: messenger RNA, 2294 nt
Organism: Halichondria panicea
Lineage: Eukaryota; Metazoa; Porifera; Demospongiae; Suberitida; Halichondriidae
Product: E3 ubiquitin-protein ligase TRIM71-like
Exons: 1
Coding region: 1-2205 (734 amino acids)
Molecular function (GO): zinc ion binding; protein binding
Source: RefSeq, a predicted model, not a curated record
AUGGCCGAAGGACCUGAUCCAGUUGUUGCUGAUCUCGAGCAAGAAGUGACCUGUGGCAUCUGUCAUGACCGCUACCAGGAGCCAAAGCUGCUCCCUUGUUGUCACUACUACUGCAAGCAAUGCAUCCUCACACUCUCCAGUCGCUACCGACCCAACCAGCCGUUCCCCUGCCCCGACUGUCGUGAGCCCACUCUAUUGCCAGACAACAACCCAGACAGACUGCCCACUGCGUUCUUCAUCAACCGGAUGAAAGCACUCCACUCGAGGAUGGAGAAAGCCCAUGGCAAGUUGGAGACCACCUGUGAAAUGUGCUCUGGGGGAAAGGCCACUGCAUUCUGCCGACAGUGUGUCAAUUUCAUCUGUGAAGAUUGUGUGAAGUGUCAUAAACGAUUGAAAGUAUUUGCCGGACAUGCCAUCUCCACUCUGGACGACCUCAAACAGGGCGGAGUGAAAGAACUAACAUUCGAAAGCCCACCACCCCCAAAAUGUGAGGAUCACGAGGAACUAAAAAAGAUUUUUUGCUUCGAUUGCAACAAGCUCAUCUGUCGAGACUGUAUCGUUAUUGAACACGCUGGACACAAUUACGAAUUUGUAAAGAAAGCCUCCCCAGCAACUCGCAAAAAGCUGACGGAGCACCUCUCCCCACUCAAGAACCUACUGCCUGAUCUGAGCACCGCUGUGAAUCAAGUGAAAGGAACUAAACAGAAGAUCCAGGCCCAGAAAGAACUGACAGAGAGACAAGUGAAUGCCAAGUUCCAGGAGCUACACGAUAUUCUCGAUCGAUGCAAGGUCCAUGUUUUACGAGAAUCUUCUGCUUUGGCUGAUUCAAAGAUGGAGAAACUGACGGUUCAAGAGAAGGGUCUGGACCUGUCUCUGGGCACUGCUCAGAGUUUGAUUGACUUUGUAGAGCGUACACUGAAGAAUGCAAGUGAUGAAGAACUGAUUACGAUGCAAGAGCAGGUGGUGAGUCGAAUCGAUGCCGAGGUGGUGAAGCGAGAGAAGGAAGCAGCCAAUCCUGAUCCAGUGGAGAAAGAUGAUUUUGGAGUCCAAGUGUUUGUUUGUGAGGAUCUCAAGAAGUUGUGUGAGAACAACGUUUUUGUGUAUAAUGGUACUAAAGUUGAUCCAACAAAGUGCACUGUGGAAGGAGAUGGAGCUAAAAAUGCUGAAAUCGAUAAACCUGCUUGCUUUUCAAUCAAUACACACCAGCCACAACAAUUUUCUUCAAAAACUAAAUCGACUCUAAGAUCGCUAGUUGAUGAUACAUCCCAACAAUUGCAAGCAGUGCCUGUGAGGGGUGGAGUGUACAGUAUUGAGUACACCCCUAAGGUACGUGGUCGACACCACCUCCUGAUCUCAGUGGACGACCAGCCCAUCCCAGGAAGCCCCUUCUCUGUGUUCAUCAAAAUACCCCCCACCAAGCUAGACAAACCAGUGAGGGUGAUAAGAGGAAUCAAGAACCCUCGGUAUAUGGUAUUCAACUCAUCUGAAGAACUGAUAUUAACUGACUAUAGCGAUAUUUUGGUGUUUGACAAGAAAGGAAAACAAAUUCGAAGCAUCAGCCAAUCAAAGCAUGGGUUUGGCAGUAUCUAUGGUGUGGCAGUAGACAAGGAGGACAACAUCUAUGUCUGUGACUGCACCAAACACUGUGUGUACAAAAUCAACAAAAGAGGAGAUCUGCUAAAGAGGUUUGGGACAAAGGGAAGUGGUCCAAAGGAACUCAACUGCCCUCGAGGGAUAGCAGUCGCUGGUGAUCAAGUGUUUGUGUGUGACGAUCAAAAUCACAGAGUCCAAGUGUUGACAACAGAGCUGGAGCAAGUCAAGCAGAUUGGUUCAUACGGAACUGGUAAUGAGCAUUUUAACGGACCAGAGGAUGUUGCAGUGGACAAUAAACAAAUGGUGUAUGUCACUGACUAUAGUAAUCAUCGUGUUCAAGUGCUCACUAUGGAUGGUCGGUUUAUUCGCUCGAUUGGAAAGAAAGGAAAUGGACAAGGAGAACUGUCUUCCCCUUGUGGUGUGUGUGUCACUGGUUUUGUUUAUGUUUUUGAGGAUGGUAACAAGCGUGUGUCAGUGUUCACUAAAGACGGUCAGUUUGUCACAUCAUUUGGUAAUGCUCAUAUCACUAAUCUUUAUAGAGUUUAUGGAGUAGCUGUGGACAGUGAUGGUUUUGUUUAUGUGCGCAGUCACGGAUCUGUUGUUAUAUUUUAGUUAUUAUUUGUGUGUGUGGGCAGUAGCAAUCUGUGUUUUAUGUGUAUGUAAUAAUUUACUUUUGAUUGAGAAGCAGUUAGUUCUACUGA